Molecule: messenger RNA, 7656 nt
Organism: Durusdinium trenchii
Lineage: Eukaryota; Dinophyceae; Suessiales; Symbiodiniaceae
Source: the annotation of a GenBank genome assembly
AUGGCUGAAGACGACAAAGGUUCUUCGGCUUGGUACAAGGUGCCAACGUGGGACGGAAACCCCACAGGAUUCCGCCAGUUCAAGAAAGAGAUGGAAUGGUGGAUUGCAUCAUUGGACCCAAUUUCCUGUGGAAAAUUCAACGUUGCUGCAAGGUGGACAUUGAGACAAACAGGAAUUGUCAGGGCCAGGUGCGAGGAGUUUCUUCCAUCAGAGCUUGAGGGGUCAAAAGAAGUGACAGCUAAAGACCCCGAUACUGGCGAUGACAUUGUUGUUGAGGAAGCCAACCCUUGGAAAGGGCUUCGAAAGUUGGUUGAUGCAUUGGAAGAGUCGAUGGGCAAAACGACCCUUGACCGCAAAGGUGAUCUUCGUCGACAAUUUUAUGUUGAGUUGAGGCGAUCACCUGGAGAGCGAAUCAGUGCAUUUUGUUCCAGGUUCAGGACAAUCACUUCGGAGCUCAAAAGGGAAGGCAUUAAUCUGCCUUCCGAUGAAUUGGGCUGGUUCCUGAGGAACAAGUUGGGAUUGGAUACGUUGAGAGUUCAGCUGUUGGACACUGCAUUGCGUGGCCGGGAAUCGUAUGAGGAAGUUGAGGGUGAAUGCUUGAGAUUGUUUCGUGACCUCCAUAGUGAGGACCCUCUUCAUCGCCAAAAGGCCACAGAGCGUGCACCGUUGUUGAACAGAUUCCUCAACCAGUCCCAAGGUUCAGCCUCCUCUUCCUAUAGAACCUCAUUGCCGUCGAGUGGAGGUUCGUCCUUUGGCAAUCGGUCGUUCAAGAAUUCCAGCUUUUCAGGUGGCUCACAAAGGAGUUUCAAACCCUCCCCAAAAGCUCCACCUCGAAGUGCCUUGGUGACUGAGGGCCCAGUUGAAGAGAUUGCCGAGGGCGAGGACGAUGAGGAAGAACUUGUUCCGGACAAUCCGGAUCAGAUCGGACCGGCAUUGGAGGAGGUGCUCACUGCCGAGGCGGAGGUCCUUGCCGCCGAGAUCCAAGCCUUGGAGGAGGAAGGACUUGAACCAGAUGUCCUAGAGGCCUUGGAAUCCGGCGUUGAGCAGGCAGCCGAGUCGUUGGUUACAAUGCGUGAGGCACGCCACAAGAUCGCAGAGAUCAAAAAGGAUCGAGGAUAUGGUAAACAGGGAUCCUCGUCCAUGCCGAACAAGCCCAAGUUGACGGGCAAUCAAGUGAAUGGCAAGAAAGCCAAAUCCACGUUGACCACCGAGAUGACGGUGGAUGCUGAAGGUGAUGACACCCCAGCCCACGAGGUGAUGACCACCUCCCGGGUUAGUCGACCGUCGACCUUGGUCGAAGCAUUGCAAGGGUCGCAUGAGGUUCAUGUUGGACAGUUAGCUUCGCUUUCUUUGGACAAACGUUUGAUGGGAGCAUUGGAUUCAGCUUGUAACCGGACAUGUUGUGGGUCGGCGUGGGUUGAGCAUUAUUUAGCAGCUUUGCAAUCGGCGCCUGAGGCUAUUCAACAGCUGGUCAGCCGAAGCCAGGAGCAGGAGACGUUCAAAUUCGGUGACGGUGGAACACAGAAGAGUUCAGUUCGGAUUCGCCUUCCCAUGGUUGUCGGCACGGACCUGGUUUUGACAUGGGUAUCCAUUAUUCCUGUGGGGAGUCUUGGAUUGUUGCUGGGACGUGACUGGUUGGAUGGAGUUGGAUGCGUUUUGAGCUUUUCGAAGAGAGUUAUGCGAGCAGAUCAUUUGAGUGGACAUCACAUCCCCUUGAAACAAUUAGCUGCAGGACAUUUUGCACUACGGCUCAUCCCCUCGGAGUGGCCGAUUCCAGGCAAGAUGCGUUGGCGAAGAGUUGGGCAGGAUGGUGUUGUCGCUUUGCAGAUUUCACAUUCAGAUUGGCUUCAACGGAAAUUGUUAGCAGUGCAAUCGUUGUCAACAAAUAGUCAUGAGCAUUUGUUGUCGGAACACAGCGUUUGCGCAGCAAAGCUUGUUGGAGUGAGUUUUGAUGAUGGAAGCUGUUUUGAUGAUUUGGCUCACAGCAUGGCUCAAACGCCAACAGCUACCCCGACAUCGACUACCUCGACUUCAAGUUCACCCAAUCGAGCCGCUGCUCUUGGGAUCCAUGGAGGAGGCACCCGAAGGCCGCUUCGCCUUCCAGUGGAGGAGAAUCAUCAUCCGUCUCCGUGCAAGACUCCUAUGGCACGUGCACGGCAUUUGCUUAUGGUUAUGUCGGCGGCCUUGGCUUCGAUUCACGCCAUUUCCAUACCCUUCCAUCAGCAGCAUCAUGCAGUGGCAGCUUCAAGCCCAGCAGAUGGUUUCCAACGGAGCCAUGCGUACACAGCUGGAAACUUGAAGGAAGCUAUGUGGCUCAGGGAUCGCCUUGGAUGGCAGACAUCCUUCGUGGAGGACCCGAUGCUGCAGGGUAUGUUGGCCGCAAGGUCUUCAAAAGGAGUGGCGAACAAGAUUCGUCAAGAAGCCGUGGCAGAAGCCAAAGCAUUGGCCAUCAAGGCCAAAGAGGAGGGCAAGGAGCUUCAAGCGGUGAGGGAACUCAUCGGUCCAAAAGGAGGUUUACCAGUUCUCAAAACCGACCUCCAGAAGCUGGCAUCAUUGCUUCACGUCUCGUUCAACGAGAAGACGACUGUCGAGCAGCUCAAAGCAGGCAUCAAGCCUGCGGUUCAAGCACUCAUGGCAAAAGCUCCAGCGUCAUCGAUGACCAGCAGUUCAAGUGGAGCAAGUUUUCAGGAGGAGCCUCCGAAGCCUUCCAAAGCUCCAUCCUUGGGAGCCCCGACCAUCGCAGCUCUGCCAGGACCUGCACCGUCGACGCCUUCGACUACCGUCGGGAACCUUGGGACAGGAGUCAAAAUGCAAGAUGUUCAAGAACUUCUUUCGCAACAAGAUCAAAAGUUCCAGGCAAUGCUGAAUCAGGUCAUGACUCACAUGAUGUCCUUGCAGGGGAGUCAAAUGCCGGUCGGGAUUCAGACUCAGGGCACCAUGCGCUACGACAUGACCGCCAAAGAUUCCGAGAUGGACGGCCACAUGACGCAUGGAUGGACUCAGCAGGAGAUUGCAGCCGCCCAAGAGGGAGGAUUCAUGACCCCCGAGGAAAUGCGGAGGUUGAAUUGGGAAGUACAGGGAGACCUGAGGUUGCUCGACAGGCCAAACUUCGAGGACACCGUGCUGCCACUUCCAUGCAUGGUGUGCUCCCGAGACCAUGCACACCAGCCGGUUAUUGGUGGCUCCAGAAUCACCAGUCGAGCAGGGCAUUAUCCGGUCGCUCUUGCAAAGGCCAUUGUCAGAGGUCUUGAGAAGCAGUUUCAUGUUGAUCAUGGCCGCUGUCGAGAGGUGCUUGCAGUUGAUGGGGCGGAGGAGGAACGGUCAGAUGAUGGAGGAGAUUCGGUGAUGGACCCCUUCAAUUCUGAGUCAGAGACUUCUUCCAUGGAUGAUGAAGGGUCACCAGAGACAAAGAUCCCUUCAGCCAUUCGCCUAGCUGUCAAGCGUCUGCAUGAGAACACUGGACACAGGUCGAACAGACGACUGGCCCGAGCCUUGGUGUUGUCAGGAGCUCCCAAGGAGGUGGCGUUGGCCGCCAAAUCCUUGAAGUGCAGCAUUUGCGAUGAAAAGAAACGCCCGAAGAGCAGGAGACCGACUUCUUUGCCCACACCAAAAGAUGUCUCCGACCAGGUUCACCUGGAUAUCUUUGAGAGCGUUGAUGUUUCAGAGCAGCGUUUCUACAUUGUGCAUUGUAUUGAUUGGACCAGUCGUUUUCAGAUGGCAGAAGUUCUGGAGACAAAAGACUCUGACAGCAUUGUCAACUGGUUCCAAGAGAGGUGGAUGAGCAUAUUUGGCCCACCACGGGUCAUUGUCGCUGACCAGGGACGCGAGUUCGUGUCCUGGGUUUUCCAAGAGAUGUGCGACCGCCAUUCGAUCCUUUUGCACCACAUCCCAGUGCAGGCACCAUGGUGCAAUGGUGUAUGUGAGAGAGGAGGUGGGAUACUGAAAGGUUUGCUGGAGUGUUGCGUCAAGAGUCGUUCAGUUGCAGGGCUUGCAGACAUGAAAGUUGCGUUGCAAGAGUGCGUGCUAGCAUACAAUGCAGAUAUCAACGAACUUGGUGUCAGCCCAGCACAAGCAGCGAUUGGUCGACAGCCACGGAUGAUUGGCGAUGUUCUUGGAAACUUUGGUCAGAGGUUGGCAGAGCAUGGUUUGAUAGAUGGCCGCCCUUCAUUGGCCAGACAAGUUGCCCUACGUGAGACAGCCCGCAUUGCCAUGACGCGACUCCAUUUUUCCAAAGGGAUUCGCAAGGCAGAAUUGGCAAGGUCUAGGAGCUCCACGAUGACACAACAGUUGGAGCCGGGUGACAUUGUGUAUUUUUGGAGGGAGUCCAAAUACAAUUCUCGCACUUCGCCUUCCAAGAAGCGGUUGUCAUUGAGGAGAUGGCAUGGGCCGGCUUUGUUGGUUGCGUUGGAAGGGCAUAACGCUGGAUAUGUGUCCUUCAAGGGACAGCUGUCGAAGUGUGCUCGUGAACACCUCCGGAGUGCAUCGUCGAUGGAACAGAUUUCAGCUGAUGUCUGGCAUGAUGCUAUACAAGAGUGUGUUGAGGCAGCAUUACAUGAUGUUCGCAGGCCACAGUCAGAGGCCGUUCGUGGUGCUCCCAUUACACCUGCAUUGCCAGAUGCCCGCGAGAGCUCAGAUGCCAUGCCAGCCAUUCCCGAAACGAAGCCUUUUCAUGAUUUGCCUCCCGUUGCACCAGCCGAGGUUAUUCAAGCCCUUGACGGCAAUCAGUUGGAUUUUGGAAGUGAGUUGCCAGCAUCCAGUCUGAGUCGAAGAGCAUCAGCUAUGUCCUCAGCUGCUCGAGCACAUUCAAGGCAAUCGAGUGGUGCAGCACCUGGCACACCCGUGCCUGCCUUGAUCACCGGUGCCAGUCAGGUUCCGGCUACCCCACCUUUGAGCAGUCGAAUGGAGGAGUCAGUUGAAGCGGCUCGAGAGCUUGAGGCCGUGGGCAAGAAACGUGCAGCUGAGUUGGAAGCAGAAACACUUCGAGAAGGUUCUGGCUUUGAGGCUCAUGUUGCCACCACAGUGCUCAAGAGCAUUUUGAAGACCAAGAAUGACUUAGUGUCACAGUAUGCCAAAGCUCACAAGAAUGACAGUCCCGUGGAGCCACAGUCACCACACUAUGUGGACACCCUGGAAGCUGACAUUCGUGAUGGGUUGAUGCACCCGUUGAAAGCCAUACAGCAGCAAGUCGACCGUGACAAGCAAAACCCAGAGCUGGUUGAGGUACAGGAUCAUGGGAACUGGUCAGGUCAGUGGCCUUUGCCGUCCAGGAGCUCUUGGAUGGCACAUGAAACGUGCUGCGUGCUUUGGCCUUCUGGUGGACACGAAGUCAAUGCAGCGAAAACCGCCAGACGUGAGGUCAAGUGGAGGAACAUUCCCCUUCACGAACGUGAUGCCUACCGCCAAGCUGCGGAGACAGGUUGGAAAGUGCAGACCGACAAUGGAGCAUUCGAGAUUUUGACAGAUGCUGAAGCUCAAAAGGUCAGAGCCCGGUUGAAGGCAGCAGGACAGAUGAACAAAAUCUUGACUCCCAGGUACAUCUACACCGACAAGAAUGAUGGGUUGAGGUUCGACAACGAGCUUCAAGCGGAAUGGAGAAUCCUGGAAGACAAGGUCAGGGACGGGAAGCUGGAUAAGAUAGGCCUAAGCCAUUUACUUUUGCGCUACGCCACAUCGAGCGAACAAGUGUUCCCCAACACCUUUGUCGGAAGCCAGGCUCCGAUGCUCAAAAGCGGGUACAUUCGCCGUGUAAUUAUCCUUUUGAACCCAAUGGCGAACUUUGGCUGGCUGGUUUUCUUGCUUGGUUCUUUGCAAGGCUCGAUCGCUGCACCCACCUCGGACGCGAAGGCUACGGCGGCCAAGCCAAAGCCGCAUAUCCUUUUCCUUCUCGCGGACGAUUUGGGUUGGGCCAACAUCGGCUUUCACAGAACCAGUGCUACAACUGAAGAUGAGAAGCAAGGGCAGCUAGAGGUGCAGACACCGACCAUCAAUCAGCUGGUGAGCGAAGGUGUCGUUUUGGAUCGCCACUACUCCUACCGUAUUUGUGGCCCUGCACGUUCGGCUUUGCUCUCGGGCCGCUUGGCACCACACGUCCUGGUGAAGAACGUGGCUGUGACGGCUUCCAAUCCGGAAGAUCCGGUGAGUGGUUUCGCAGGCAUCCCACGCAACAUGACCGGCAUGGGCGCGAAGGUGCGCGCGGGUGGCUACAAGACUCACUACACCGGAAAGUGGGAUGCUGGUAUGGCAACCCCGCAGCACACACCUUAUGGCCGUGGAUUUGAUAGCAGCUUCAUUUAUUACCAGCAUGCCAAUGAUUAUUGGAACAAGAAGACGGGAAUUCAGGCAACCGGUGAAAUCACGACAUGCCUCAAUGCAUUCUAUGACCUGAUGAUCGAGAAUCACACCUACCGAGGGCCAUACAAAGGAGCAGCGCUGACUGAUGCGUGCAAGGACAGCACUGAGCCAACACCCUACUGCUAUGAAGAAAAGAUGUUUGAAGAACAUUCGCUUCAGAUCAUUAACAACCAUAAUACCUCAGAUGUGGAGCACCCACUCUUCUUGUUCCAUGCGUUCCACCUGCUGCACACACCGUUGCAAGUGCCUAAGUACUACUAUGAACAGAUCGAGAAGGAUGUGAUUCAGCGCGGUGGAAAGGCAUUUGAUUCCCAGAAUCGCCGCAUGCUUAUGGCCAUGACCAAGUACAUGGACGACACGAUCAAGAACCUCACUGCAGCAUUCAAGGCCAAGGGCAUGUGGAACAAUACGUUGGUGGUCUUCACUACCGACAAUGGAGGCCCGAUCUAUGAGCCAGGGUCAGCCAACAACUACCCAUUGAGAGGUGGCAAAUACUCCGACUUCGAGGGAGGAGUGAGGACCACAACCUUCAUUUCUGGCGGAUAUAUCCCUGAGGCUCGACGAGGACAUGUGCACAACGGCAUUGUCUCCGUGGCUGAUUGGUACACCAUCUUCUCUGAGUUGGCGGGAGUGGAUCCCCGUGACACUCAAGCAGAGGAGGCCAAUAAGUGGCUGAAAGAGCAAGGUCUCAGCUUGUUGGCACCCGUGGAUGGAAAAGCUGGCCAACUCGACGCGACUCUCGGAGGAACCGCCGGACCCCGCGAUUCGGAGCCACUCUUCCUUUCUGGGAGUGCCCUUCUGGAGUACCCUUACAAGCUGGUGACCGGCAAGCAGCCUUACAUGGUUCACACCGGACCCUUGUACCCAAACUGCAGCACCAUCGGGUCAAUGCAGAAGGGCAAUGGGCCUGAUUUCAUCGACUUUUCCGUUCUGGAAGAGAAGAUUGACCUUGGGGACAGCCAUUACUGGUAUCCUCAGGUAAAGAAGGAGGAGAAGCCAGAAGAAAAGGUGAUGGGGACGGGGCGGCCCUGCCCUGUUGAGUUUGAAGAGUAUGAGAUUGACCGCAUUGUAUUUGGCACGGGGUUGGAUGACCCUGAUGGGAUGAUUGCAGGAGCCAAGGAGGACGACGUGGUCACAUGGUCGUGGGCGCACGAGAAGGUGGACAUGGUCGUCAACGGGGCUGGUUGGGCCUGGCAGGGUUUAUCAGAGGUGAACAGGCGACAAAGGGGGCCCUGCAGAGAGGUCGGGGCUAUGCGCUUGGGUCAGUGGGCCACAGGUCGAGAUGAGAAGGGUUCAAAUCGAUAG